AUGUGGCCAAAACCUAGUUCCGGGCCUGUUAUAUGGCCGAGCUUGGUGGUGGAACUCGACAAAUAUGUGCGGAUGUUUUGGCCUGAUAGCUACGGCAUGGGAGUUAUGUAUGGAGCUCGGACUAGUGAGGUAGCCGAGGUACUCCGCUUGAGGGUAGCUGAGCUAACCAACGGGAUGGUCGACUGUCGUGAUGUGGCGAUCUCGUGUGAUCAGAGGAUUCUGAUCCCUGGAGGUGAAUUCACUCUUGCGAGCCCGACAUUUUUCCAGAAUCGAGCUCUGGGGAUCUUAUCGGAUCUCAUAGUAUUCAAGAUGGGGUUUAUAAUGGAGUUUGCUGAGAAUUUAGUACUCCGGUUGAUGGAGGACCCAACGGAGAGAGAUAGGAGGUUCAGGGAGCAUUUAUACAAAUUAAAAGAAAAUGGCAAAAAGGCUAAGGAGUAUUGGAGCUUGCCCCUCCGACCCUAUGGCUUCUGGACAUUCGAGCGCCACAAUGCUCAAAUUUUCUGGGAUGCUCAGAUAAGUCAAGUCCCCGGGCGCCGGGACCCAUAUGAUGACCUCCUGCAGGAUUACACCAGUGCUUCAUCCUCCAAAUGA
Striga hermonthica is the source of this 591-nucleotide messenger RNA. The record is from the annotation of a GenBank genome assembly. Lineage: Eukaryota; Viridiplantae; Streptophyta; Magnoliopsida; Lamiales; Orobanchaceae.